Molecule: messenger RNA, 445 nt
Organism: Aedes albopictus (Asian tiger mosquito)
Lineage: Eukaryota; Metazoa; Arthropoda; Insecta; Diptera; Culicidae
Product: histone H4
Exons: 1
Coding region: 64-375 (103 amino acids)
Biological process (GO): nucleosome assembly
Cellular component (GO): nucleosome
Molecular function (GO): DNA binding; protein heterodimerization activity; structural constituent of chromatin
Source: RefSeq, a predicted model, not a curated record
UUGGCAUUAGUCUAUUUCCAUCCGUUCGAGUCGACAGCCAACGAUACCUCUCUUCAAGUGAAAAUGACUGGCCGCGGCAAAGGAGGUAAAGGUCUCGGAAAGGGAGGCGCCAAGCGGCAUCGUAAGGUUCUGCGCGAUAACAUCCAGGGUAUUACCAAGCCCGCCAUCCGUCGUCUGGCUCGCCGAGGUGGUGUAAAGCGAAUCUCCGGUCUGAUCUACGAGGAAACCCGAGGCGUUCUGAAGGUGUUCUUGGAGAACGUGAUCCGUGAUGCUGUCACUUAUACUGAGCACGCCAAGCGCAAGACCGUUACAGCUAUGGAUGUGGUCUACGCUCUGAAGCGACAGGGGCGCACCCUGUACGGCUUCGGAGGUUGAGCACGAACAGUUGAAACGUGUACAGAACAAAAACAGCCCUUUUAAGGGCUACAACAUUGUUUGCACGAAA